Molecule: messenger RNA, 357 nt
Organism: Geodia barretti
Lineage: Eukaryota; Metazoa; Porifera; Demospongiae; Tetractinellida; Geodiidae
Source: the annotation of a GenBank genome assembly
AUGACCCCAAACGAGGCCAUGCAUAAAUUGAGACCGAAGGAAGAGAAGGGUCCAAGUGAACCAGAUGAGCAAGUGGUACUGCAGCCAGUCCUACAUCAUGGUGAGCCUGGGGCACUGCUGGUGGUAGGGGAGGAGAGGAGGAAUAGGGGAAUCCCCAGGGAAUUGCUGGGACUACUCAACCAAGGUACCUGCUGGCAAGAAACAGAGGAGGAAAAUCGAAGGACUGCCAAAAUCGUGAAGCUUAAAGCAACGCUGCUCAACAGGAACGGAUUCAGGUUUGUCUACCAAGAGCUGAAACCUGCGACUUAUCAAUUGACGUGCAGCAAUGCCAACGCAGAGUUCUCAGUGGCAAUGUAA